CAUAGUUAGCUCUCUACCAUCUGAUGCAAUACAAUACGCUAUAUAGCUGUGCAUAAAAACUCUAUCUAUCAUAUAGUCAGCCAGCCUUUCAUCCAUAAAGGUAGACAAAGUGUUCCAGAUCUUUGAAAUCCGAUAUAAUUUCACGAGUACAUGGUGGGCCUGCGGGUUUUAUAUCGAACAAUACAACAAAAGAUACGAGAUACGGAAGACAUCCAGGAGACGUGUCUUCACAACACAUUAUAUUGAUACCAUAGAUGUUCAUGUCUAUAGUCAAUAUCAUCUGGAACAUCCACAGCAGCUGAACUACUUCGCUCAUCAGAAUCUUCUUGAUACUUAACUAUGCACGUUAGGAACUAAAACCUUCUUCUGCCUACUUAACAAAGAGAGUACAAAGCAAAACAACACAUCACCAUUCCAAGAUAUCCCGAAACAACAUCCUUCCAGUAACUUCCACAAUUAUCUCAAAAAUGGUAAAAUCCCAAAUCCCGCGCGAAAACUCGCGACCUUUCUUUUCCGAAAAAGACGAUUCGUGUACAUCCCCGAUGAAAACAUCAAUAAUUUAUAUCACUACCAUUCCAAAACCAUCUGCUUCCUCUUCUUCUUCUUCCACACGGUCAUGCCCUCACUUACGCUCGUGCUCACACUCACGCUCAACAACAUCCACAACACUCACCACAAAAAUGCGCAGCUUAUGGAGUAUACCGCAUACCAAACUUCUUCCAAAUCUCCAUGUAAAUCUGAAUCCUUUAAAUUUCUCCAGUGCUACAAACCUCAUCAACCUUCCCAAGAUUCCCAGCCUGUCCAGCCUUUCCAACCUAAAACCCCAAAAUCUCACACCCACAAAUCCACCUCCUUCAUUCACCUACACUCCCUCUCCUAAUUACACCCCAACACCGAAUCUAUCCAGUCCCAACGGAUUACCCGCUACACCGUACGAAAACCAAGACCAAGUACAUCAAUCACGAAAAACAAAUCCACUUUCUGGUCCCUCAACACGACGAGCGGAGUAUUUAUUUUCGCGCGUUGAUAGGGGAUUUUUGGAGCCCGAUAUAUCGUCUCUAGUGGGGUCUUGUGGGUUUCAUUAUGCAGAUGAGAGCGAAUGUAUGAGCGAGGUAGAAAGUUCGCAACUUGAGUAUAAAACCCGAGGGAGAAAUUAUGAGGAUUUUUACACGGAUUUUGAGGGAAAUGAGAGAUAUGGGAAUGAUGACGAGGAUAUUGGGAAGAGUGAUAUAAAUGCGAAAGAAGGGAAAAUAAAACAGAAAAGAGAAAAAAGUGUGCUUGGGCCGUGGAAAAUUAUUAGAAAAUCUUGUUGGGAGGUUUUGGAGGGGAUUAAUACGCAGAUUAGUGGUGGUUUUAAUACUGAGGUGGUGAAAUGCGUUAGUGGGGGUAGAGUUAAUGGACAGGAAAAUGGGAAUCGGGGGUUUGUUUAUGUUGGGCUUGGUAUUGAGGAUGAGGAUGAGGCAGAGGGAGAGGAGGAGGAUGGUGGGAAUGGGAAUGGCUAUGGUGUGUAUACAGAGGGAUGCUAUGGAUGUGAUGAUUAUGGGGAGAGGGAAGAUAUAAUUGCGAAUGAAUGGGAUGAAUGGAAUGAGGUGAUUCUUACGAGGUCUCAGGAGAGUAUCGUGGAAGUUCUUUUAGAUGUUGAGGAUUCUUGUUUGCUUCCCUCUUCUCCUCCUGUUUCUUUGGAUACAUCCUCGAGAAUAGGGAGGCAGGAGCAGAAUUCAAAUCAACUGAGCGGAGCAUUUGAACGUCAAGUACGGUUACCGAUCCAAACAUCUCAUCCUAUACAGGUCGAUAGUCUAAGUUCGGAUGGUGCUUCAUUGUAUGAAGGCGAGGGGACGAAACGAAAAACACAAGAAAAGGUGGAAAAUAAAGUUGAAGGAACAAUGAAUCAGUGUAUUAUUCCGCCGCUGCAACACGCAAAAUAUAAUAAGCAACAGGAAAAGAACAAGAAAAACAAAAAGGAAAAUGGGAGGCAGCUGCUAGUGGCAGAUUUCGCGUAUAUGGAAAUGCGACCUGUUUCUAAUUAUUCGAAAGAUGUGCGUAGUAAAGAGAUUGAGAGGAUGAGUGAGGGAGGUAGUUAUAAGGGAGAAAGUAAUGGAUAUUUUUAUAGAAAGGGCUUUUCUGGUGGAGAUAAAUGGGGUAAUGAUUUAGGAUAUGCGAAAUCUGAGCUUGAGCUUGAGGAUUCGAUGUAUGAGGAGGAUGAAGAGAUGGGGUUUAAGUGUGAGAGUGAGAGUGAGGGUUCUAGGAGUAAUGGGAUCGGAAGUUUGGAGACUAGUGCUGAUACUGCUCUGUUAAUGGAUAUGCGUCGAAAUAAAUACAUAUUUAAUUCUUGCUCGAACUCCAACUCUAACUGCAAGUUCAAUUUUUAUCUACCACCAAAACUUGAUUUUUCUUCCCAACCUCAUCCUCAUCAACCUCACCAAUCGCUGCCACAAAAUCCACAGACCCCCUUCCUCAUCCUUAACGCUAACCUCAAAAUCCCUCGCUCUAAUCCAUCUCCCUCGUACCCAUCCCUUCAACCCGAACCCCACCCCAACCCCGAACUUCACAACAUCAACAUCAACACCGACCUCCAUAUCUCAACCUCCCCACUCUCACUGUCUCUCUUACUUUGCUCCCCGGCAGCACCAAAAUCCCUACAUCUUCCCUUCCUAGUAAUAUGAUAUCGACAACCUUAUCUUCAUCCUUACUUCCUUUACUUCGUUUAAAUAACAUCAAUAUCAUUAUCAAUAAUGAUAUAAAAAAUACAAAAAUAAAAAUAAAUACAGAUACAGAUACAAAUUACAAGAAAAGAAAAAGGAAAUGAAGAAAAGGAAUCAAAAAUACAACUCCAAUUCCAACUCCAGCUUCAAAUUCAGCUUCAGUGAGAACUCUCGCUUUUUAUAUUCCUGGGUAUGGGUUUGGAUUUGUAUCUUUAUGAACG
Molecule: messenger RNA, 2923 nt
Organism: Sclerotinia trifoliorum
Lineage: Eukaryota; Fungi; Ascomycota; Leotiomycetes; Helotiales; Sclerotiniaceae
Source: the annotation of a GenBank genome assembly